AUGCCGAUCAAGUUACCGAAAGGGUUUCAACGACGCAAGUCCUCCGGGAAUGCUCUGGAGGAGCUGCCAAACCCCCCUGAACCUUCGUUCCGCGUCUUCGAGCGUCCCCAAGGGAGGAAAUCCUUCGAUGGGGGGAACAAUUAUAACAACUACAAGCGUAUAAGUCUGGCGCGGCCGUUGAGCGCAGGGCAAUUUGGGGAAGACCACCUCUUCGUCGAUGGAAGAACAAGAAACAACCCCCCCAAUCGGGGCAGCGGUGGAACCCAUAAUUCAGCCUCCAGCGGUGGCCAAAAUGACAAUUCCUCGUCUGAGGCCCGGUUCAGUUCCACGUCAACACUACCAUCUUCAGCCGACGUACCUUUGAACGAUAGGCCUUCCCCGAAUGCUAAAGACCCUUAUAAUGUACCGACGCCUCCAAUCCCCGAGUCAAAUCCACUUUCUUUGAGAGCAGCUGGAAGAGCAUUUUCUUUCGGUCGAAGGAGAGCGGAGUCACGAUCGCUGCCUGUACCUGGACCUGGACCAGUCACGGAACAAGCGAAUUCUGAUGGCUACGAAUCAUUCAACCGGCCAAGAGCAAUGACGGAGAGUAGCUACACUAGUGGAAGUACUGCAACACCGCCAAAGCUCGAUACUCGACUUGAUCUGGAACAAUCUGAUCUUAGUGAAUUUGGCAACAUGUUUGACAGCUUCGGGAAGAACGAGAUCAAGCUGGUGGAGGAGCCAGCAGUGCUGGCCGUAACAAAUACACAGAGCCCGAAAAACACAUCACCCGCAGGAUCUAGGAGUUCGACAAAACAAUACUAUUCUGAGCGUUCGCCGUACACCGCUUCCCCGAUACAGGGCGAUCGAUACCGCGAAGCAGAAGAGUCCCCCCGUUCCUGGAACAGCGAUCAUUCGCAGGGAGACUCAACUGCUAGUAGUAGCCAACGAGCAGCAGAAGCCCUUUCUUUCUACAGCAGCAACUCUUCUGGGUCUAGACCUGACCAAUUUUCGCCCAAGUUUCAGACCGUGCCACUGCCCGAGUCGACCAGCUCCCCACAGAGGAAGACACAGCAACGGCCUCCUUCUGUCGUAGGAAUAGGAUUGCAAAGAAAUAAUAUUUAUGCAUCGCGCAAAACCUCCGGAAGGGAGUCUGCUGACUCUGGCAUUUUGCAGGACGAGAAUGCCAGACUGGCGAUGGACUCUCUUACCACAAGGCAGAAGCUCAGUCGUCAACCUGGCGACUUUGGUGCAUAUAAAGACAGUGAUGACGAGGUAGAUAACCCGGCUGCGUCCUUAAUCCCAGAGACUUCCUACCCGUCGCCGAAUGUAGCCUCUGGUCCUCAACAAUCAUCCAGGCGGAACACCAAACAGCUAUCUCCAACACCGUUAUUCGACAGCAGCGAUCAGGACUUCUCUGCCACCCCAUGGCGGGAAGAAUCAUCAGAGACCACACCUCGAGCACGAAAGCGUGAAUUGAUAUACCAGGAGGAACGUUCAUUGUUCGAUGCAUCGCCUCAAUCGAUAGGAAAGUCAGCCCCUCCUGCAGAUUCCCAAGUCGAGACUUCCCCAAAAACUGAAAAUCAGAACAAGGUUAUGACUCCUGCCCAAUUUGAGCGGUAUCGAAAAGAGCAGGAGAUGAGACGAGAGCAGUAUUUUAACCACGAUGCAUCAGACGAAGAGGGGGACGACUACGAAGAUGACGACGAGGUAGAGCGAAACAAGCAGCUUGCUCGACAGAGAAGGAAACAAGAGGCCCAUCUUUCUGUGUAUCGACAGCAGAUGAUGAAGGUGACUGGAGAGCAACCUUCUGAUUUGCCGGAUGUACAGCAGCGUCCAGGCAUGGACAGAUCACGCAUGAGCGCACCGAAUCUCACGGAUCGUUCGAGUACCCCAACCUUCAGCUUUGACAAGCCCCCAGACCCGGCCAAGGCUAGUGACGACGAAGACGAAGACGUUCCUUUAGGGGUACUGGCAGCGCACGGAUUUCCUUCGAAGAACAAACCCCCUACCGCUCUCACCAAUUCCAGCGCAAGCAUCCAGUACAAGAGCGAAUCAUAUCCACCACCUCCAUUGUCUACAGCUGGCACAUCAGCAGUUGGAGCAGCUCGUAGUCUGCCACCAUUUGCACGGAAUCUACCUCCAGAUCCAUACUACGGCGCAGGCCUUGUCAACCCAUCGAAUCGCGAGUCUCUAGCGCUUGGUCAUGGGUCUCCGGCAUCAGUUCACGGUGGGCCCCCACCAAGCAUGGCACCGGGUGGUCUUGUCGGGGUCAUCGCUGGCGAAGAACGUGCGAGAGCUGCGCGAAGGGGAAGCCCCAACGCUCAAGGGAGCUACAGCUCUCCCCUACCUCCAGGCAUGUCUCAAAUGCAAAUGGGAAUGUUGCCGGGGAUGCCGCCCAUGAUGUCACCUGGGGAACAAGCUACUGUUCAGAUGUCCGAGCAGAUGAACCAGAUGAUGCGAAUGCAGAUGCAGUGGAUGCAACAGAUGCAGCAAAUGAUGGCCAGCGGAGUGCAGAGUGGACCUCAAAUGCCGUUUGCUUUUCCUCCUCAACAGCAGCAGAUGAUGAUGAUGAAUGCCGGAAUGGUAGCUCCACCGGGCAGUAUCCAAAGACCAGUGUCUACAGGCCCACGUUCUGCACCAGGAAUUCCAGCAGGUACACAGGAGAAGCAAAUUCGCGCAAUGAGUAUGAUGGGGCCUACAUCCGCUGCAGGGUGGCAACCCCAGGAUAACAACAGAAAUUCUGUGGUCCCAAGCAUGAUGAGUGGUGCACUUGGGGGCACAAAUUCAGGCUACACGGCGUCAAUCGCGCCAUCCGAGCGCAGUAAUGUCGGCAUGCCGUCGCGCUAUCGUCCAGUUUCUAUAGCGCCUGCUGAUGAGCAUGCGCAGAAAUCAGCCGCAAAAACAUCUACAUUCACAAGUGGAAUGCUCCAGCCAGGAGUGUCUGGCGGGAACAGCAGACUGUCUACACCUGGCGAUAGGCAAAGCAAACCAUCCUUGAGAACUGUCUCUCAAACACCGCCCAGGAAGUCGACCGCUAGUGACGAUGACGAUGAAGAAGGGUGGGAAGAGAUGAAGAAGAAGCGUGAAACAAAAAAGAGCAUGUGGAGAAUGAACAAACAAAGGGAUGAUAGCGCGUAUCUCUAUGAUUAUCCUGCUGCAUAA
Letharia lupina is the source of this 3144-nucleotide messenger RNA. RefSeq lists its product as uncharacterized. The transcript is spliced from 3 exons. The coding region runs from base 1 to 3144 and encodes 1047 amino acids. NCBI's taxonomy places the organism in Eukaryota, Fungi, Ascomycota, Lecanoromycetes, Lecanorales, Parmeliaceae. The record is from RefSeq and is a predicted model, not a curated record.